CACUGUACCAGCAUACCAUGGCCGCGAAAACUAAUCAUAUGUUAUCAGCUGCCAUUGACUUUGGAACAACAUUUUCUGGAUAUGCAUUUUCUUCGCUAAACGACUUUCAGUCCUCACCUGACAAAGUAUCAUCUAUGACAUGGACGGCCGGCUCCGGGUGUCUACAGUCUCUGAAAACCUCAACUUGUGUGUUGUUCAGUCCGGACAAAAAAUUCUACGAUUUCGGAUUUCAAGCUGAAGACAAAUAUUCUGAAUUGGUUUUAGAGGAGAAAGAAAAAGGAUGGUACUUAUUUCGCAGAUUCAAGAUGGAGCUUUACAAUGCAAAGGUAACUAAGUCCGUAAUAUCUAUGUAUGCGCUAUUUUUGCUUUUUCGUUUUUGUAAAGUGACCACUGAUAUGACGCUUAAGUCAGUAGACGGGAAAACUCUACCCGCUUUGGACGUCUUCUCGGCAGCUAUUGGGUAUAUGAAGGACCAUCUUUUGCAGAAAUGCUCUACCCAGGGUCUGGAUCUUCUGCCACAUGAUAUACAGUGGGUUCUUACUGUUCCCGCCAUUUGGGACGACACAGCGAAAUCUUUUAUGAGGAAGGCAGCAGAACAGUUGCAGGCUGGCAUUUUGGCCGAGACACUACAUCUGGCUCUGGAACCUGAAGCAGCAGCAUUGUAUUGCAAAAAUAUUCAUGUGAACAUGUCCGUCGACGACGGUAGAAAAACACUCGAAACAUUCAAGCCUUGGACUAAAUACAUGGUUUUGGAUGCUGGAGGUGGAACAGUGGACAUAACGGUCCACCAGGUCCAGGACGGCGGGACACUGAAAGAGGUUUGUGCAGCAAGUGGCGGAGAUUGGGGUGGAACAAAGGUGGACGCACAGUUCGAAAAAUUACUGAGAAAUGCAUUUGGUCAAGAUAUCUUUGAAAAGUUCCGACGCGAUAAUGUUGAUGACUUUCUAGAGACCUUCAGAAACUUUGAAGUGAAGAAAAGAACUCUGUCACAGAGACAGGACGAACAUAUUACUUUUUCGAUACCUGCUUCCUUGCUAGAUAUCCACGAAAAUCUCGAGCAGUCAAGAUCUGCCAGCGAUUUUAUUGCUGCAAACUCUGAACACAUCUUCUUAAAAAAGAACAAGUUUCGCAUAUCAGCGCAAUACGCGGAGUCACUCUUCAAGUCUUCUACUGAUGGCAUCGUGAAACAUCUCAAGACCUUGAUAAAGGACCCACUUGUUGCCGAUAUAUCCUCCAUUAUUAUGGUCGGUGGAUACUCGGAAUGCUCAUUUCUUCAAAAAAGGGUGAUAGGCGCAUUCCCCAACAUCCGUGUGAUUGUUCCAUCAGAGCCUGGCCUUGCUGUACUGAAGGGGGCAGUAAUAUCUGGUCACACCCCCUCUGCUAUCACUCAUAGGGUCUGCCGUUACACAUAUGGCCUCGAAGGAAAUGGUCCUUUUAAAGAGGGUGUCCACGAUGAGGAACGGAAAUAUGUAAAUGCUAAGGGUACGCUUAAAUGUAAAGGAAUAUUUUGCACGCAAGUCAAUAUUGGAGAUGUAAUAAGAGUAGGCCACAAGGGUGAACGUUUACUUUUUUCGGUGAAGGAAGAAACAAGCACCAAGAUCUAUAUCCAAAGUUGUAUUUCUACACAAAAAAAUCCCAUGUACAGCGAACAUGCUGGAUGUAAAAUGAAUGGCUCUUUUUCUGUCGAGAUGUCUGAUAUAACAAAGGGGUUUGAUAGGGGAGUUUAUGUUCAGAUGAUAUUUGGUGGUACUGAAAUCAAAGUGGAGGCAACCGACAAAAACACAGGUGCAAAAUAUUCGUAUACAGUCGACUUUUAGAUAAUAUUUUGACUAUCAUCUUCAUCAACGAAUACGAAUAUGUUUGCGUCAUCUCUUACAUAUUUCUGCAACUAUUAUUUGAAAAAACAAACAUCAGUAUCAGAUGCAAUAUGUAAAAGGGCAACAUUUUCUGUCACUUUUAUCGAUGAACUGAAGUUUUAUGUAAAUGUCCACAAGGUUUCAUCAACG
Messenger RNA from Pecten maximus, 2006 nucleotides. Its product is annotated as heat shock 70 kDa protein 12B-like. The record is from RefSeq and is a predicted model, not a curated record. NCBI's taxonomy places the organism in Eukaryota, Metazoa, Mollusca, Bivalvia, Pectinida, Pectinidae. Gene Ontology annotation, molecular function: ATP-dependent protein folding chaperone; ATP binding.